AUGAGUUACGCAUUCCUAAUGGAAGUGGAUUGUUCAAUGAGUUACGUAUUCCAGGAGGAAGAGGAUUUUUCAAUGAGUUACGUGUUCCAGGAGGAAGUGGAUUGCCCAAUGAAUUACGUGUUACAGGAGGAAGGGGAGGAAGUGGAUUGUCCAAUGAGUUACGUGUUCCAAGAGGAAUUGGAUUUUUCAAUGAGUAACGUAUUUCAAAAGGAUUUAAAUUUUUCAAUGAGUUACGUUUUCCAGGAGGAAGUGGAUUGUCGAAUGAGUUACGUAUUCCAGGAGGAAGAGGAAGUGGAUUGUCCAAUGAGUUACGUACUCCAGGAGAAAGUGGAUUGUCCAAUGAGUUACGUACUCCAGGAGGAAGUGGAUUGUCCAAUGAGUUACGUACUCCAGGAGGAAGUGGAUUUUUCAAUGAGUUACGUACUCCAGGAGGAAGUGGAUUGUCCAAUGAGUUACGUACUCCAGGAGAAAGUGGAUUGUCCAAUGAGUUACGUACUCCAGGAGGAAGUGGAUUGUCCAAUGAGUUACGUACUCCAGGAGGAAGUGGAUUGUCCAAUGAGUUACGUACUCCAGGAGAAAGUGGAUUGUCCAAUGAGUUACGUACUCCAGGAGGAAGUGGAUUGUCCAAUGAGUUACGUACUCCAGGAGGAAGUGGAUUGUCCAAUGAGUUACGUACUCCAGGAGGAAGUGGAUUGUCCAAUGAGUUACGUACUCCAGGAGAAAGAAGAUUGUCCAAUGAGUUACGUACUCCAGGAGGAAGUGGAUUGUCCAAUGAGUUAUGUACUCCAGGAGAAAGUGGAUUGUCGGAUGAGUUACGUAUUCCAAGAGGAAGCAGAUUUUUCAAUGAAUUACGUAUUCCAGGAGGAAGUGGAUUUUUCAAUGAAUUACGUAUUCCAGGAGGAAGUGGAUUUUUCAAUGAGUUACGUAUUCCAAGAAGAAGUGGAUUUUUCAAUGAGUUACGUAUUCCAGGAGGAAGCAGAUUUUUCAAUGAGUUACGUAUUCCAAGAGGAAGCAGAUUUUUCAACGAGUUACGUCUUCCAGGAGGAAGCAGAUUUUUCAAUGAGUUACGUAUUCCAAGAGGAAGCAGAUUUUUCAACGAGUUACGUCUUCCAGGAGGAAGCAGAUUUUUCAAUGAGUUACGUAUUCCAGGAGGAAGUGGAUUUUUUAAUGAGUUACGUAUUCCAGGAGGAAGUGGAUUUUUUAAUGAGUUACGUAUUCCAGGAGGAAGUGGAUUUUUUGAUAAGUUACGUAUUCCAGAAGGAAGUGGAUUUUUUAAUGAGUUACGUAUUCCAGGAAGAAGUGGAUUCUCCAAUGAGUUACGUAUUCCAGGAGGAAGUGGAUUGUCAAAUGAGUUCCGUAUUCCAGGAAGAAGUGGAUUCUCCAAUGAGUUACGGAAGUGCAUUGUUCAUGGAUUGUUUCAAUACGUUUUUACUUACUCUCAAUCCCUUCGAACGAAUACUGGUCCGUUGA
Dendronephthya gigantea is the source of this 1470-nucleotide messenger RNA. RefSeq lists its product as uncharacterized. Lineage: Eukaryota; Metazoa; Cnidaria; Anthozoa; Malacalcyonacea; Nephtheidae. Bases 1 to 1470 code for a protein of 489 amino acids. The record is from RefSeq and is a predicted model, not a curated record. The transcript is spliced from 3 exons.